UCUUCUAGUGGCCUGUGACGUCAAGGGCGGGCGGGAGGCGAGUUGGGCUGGUCUCCCCGGGCGUCUGGAAGCGGGCACCCGGAGGGAAGAUGGUCUACAUCUCGAAUGGACAAGUGUUGGACAGCCGGAAUCAGUCCCCAUGGAGGUUGUCUUUUAUAACAGAUUUCUUCUGGGGAAUAGCAGAAUUUGUGGUUUUUUUUUUCAAAACUCUGCUUCAGCAAGAUGUGAAGAAGAGAAGAGGCUAUGGAAGCUCGUCCGGCUCCAGAUACGAUGAUGGAAGGGGGCCACCAGGAGACCCUCCACGAAGAAGAAUGGGUCGGAUCAAUCAUCUUCAAGGCCCCAGCCCCCCUCCAAUGGGUGGUGGAUGAGGAAGGUAAACGUCUGCUCUAAGAAGCAGACAACUAGACACACGUGUGUGUAGAAGGGAGCCACCACGAGAAGAGCAGCUCAUGCAGGACAAGAUGGUGUGUGUCUAAAACAAGGACUGUUCUGUGUCCUCACAGAUGAAUGAGGUCAUGCUGGGAAUUCCCUCUGCAGGAUCUGGCCUGACUGAUGUGCAGUUCUAUAAAUGUACAUGUUUGUCUCCUUAUCUUUUUGUAUAGUUUACUAAAGUGUUAAUAUAGUUUUAAUAAGUAAAUAUUUUUAGGUUGCUAAACUUGAUUCCUCAUCUUUAUAUGAUUAAACUCAGAAUCUCUGAUCUGGAAGAAAUAAAGGCUAUGUAUUUA
Messenger RNA from Microtus ochrogaster (prairie vole), 725 nucleotides. RefSeq names its product selenoprotein K (gene Selenok). The transcript is spliced from 5 exons. Lineage: Eukaryota; Metazoa; Chordata; Mammalia; Rodentia; Cricetidae. Gene Ontology annotation, cellular component: endoplasmic reticulum membrane; Golgi apparatus. The record is from RefSeq and is a predicted model, not a curated record. Gene Ontology annotation, biological process: calcium ion transport; endoplasmic reticulum calcium ion homeostasis.